Fraxinus pennsylvanica is the source of this 912-nucleotide messenger RNA. The record is from the annotation of a GenBank genome assembly. Lineage: Eukaryota; Viridiplantae; Streptophyta; Magnoliopsida; Lamiales; Oleaceae.
AUGUUGAUUCAGAGCCUGAGGUAUUAUCUGUCGGAGCACCCAUCAAUCGUGGGGUUCCGGUGGAGUCACACCCAAUCGUGGGGGUCCACGUGGUCUUUCCUAUUUUCCUCAAUCGCCGCUUAUGUUGCCGGGUCGGUUUUUCUUCAUUUACUUCUUCUCAUGGUGUUCCGCCACCGCCGGCCACUCCCGCUCGGACCCAUCCCCGCGGUACACUCCCUAAGCAUGGCUCUUAUCUCCGUUAUAAUCUUCACCGGCAUCCUCCUCUCCACCGCGGCGGAGAUCCGUGACACACGAUGGUUCUGGCGUCGUCUCCGGAUGACACCUUUUCAAUGGCUUCUCUGUUUCCCGCUAGGCACACGCCCUUCCGGCCGCGUGUUCUUCUGGUCAUACAUAUAUUACCUUUCUCGGUUCCUCCACGCCGUACGAACAUUCGUCACAAUUUUACGCCGGCGAAGGCUGUCCUUCUUCAAGCUUUUCAACCACUCAAUUUUAAUCUUCAUGUCAUUUCUAUGGCUCGAAUUUUCUCAAUCAUUUCAGGUGGUUGCAAUUCUUCUCACCACUUUAGUCUACUCCGUCGUGUACGGGUACCGAUUCUGGACGGCGAUAGGGCUGCCGAGCGCGUGUUUUCCGUUCGUCGUAAACUGCCAGAUGUUGUUGUUGAGUUGCAAUCUACUGUGCCAUGUCGGUGUGCUAUUGCUGCAUUUCAUUAAAGGAGGAUGCAAUGGAAUCGGAGCAUGGGUUUUCAAUUCAGUGCUUAAUGGUGCCAUUCUCUGUCUGUUCUUGAAAUUCUAUGUGCAAAUGCAUCUGCAGAAAAGAAAGUCAGGUGGCGGUGGUGGUGAUCACCGCUUUGCGGCGGCGAAAGAGGCUGAAAACUUGGAACUGGUCAAAGACGGGGAUAUUCGAGGUCUCUGA